CUGAGAGAUAUCAGGUAUUGAUGUAACUGGAGUGAAUAAGGGAACCUUCUUCCUGAGCACAGCCAUUGGAGCCUGUUAUCAGCAUGAACUCAUAUGUGUUAGACAAUCACUUGAAUAGUUCAUAUCCAUCCAUCACUACAGGAAGCAUCAGAAUGAUACCGCAAACUCCAAAAGUCUUAGACACUAAUGACUCUUCACAAACAUUGGAGAUAUCACAGCAGAUAUUUGAAGGAGAUGGUGAAUUGGCUGGAACUGGGCAGCAAUCAAUAUGUACAGAGAGUAAUUUAGUCAUCAAACAAGAGGACAACAUGUAUGCCUUAUCUAGUGAAAUGAUUAUCCCAGAGGAUAAACCACACACAUUUACUGAGUACUCAAAACAUAUGAAAGAAGGGAAAAGUCUUAAGUCUAGCCAAAUUAUUCAUACAAAUAAGAAACCAUUCAAAUGUACAGAAUGUGAGAAAAGCUUCACAUCUAAAGGGAGCCUUAAGUAUCAUAAAAAGACCCACACAGGGGAGAAACCUUUCACAUGUAAUGAGUGUGGAAAAAGUUUUACACAGAAGAGUGAUCUGAAAACUCAUGAAAUGAGUCACACAGGAGAAAAGCCUUUCACAUGUACAGAGUGUGGAAAAUGUUUUGGACGAAUAAGUCAUCUGAAAACUCAUGAAAGGAUUCACAUAGGGAAAAAGCCUUUCACGUGUACAGAUUGUGGAAAAUGUUUUACAGAUAGGAGUAAUCUGAGAAGACAUGAAAGGAUGCACACAGGGGAAAAGCCUUUCACAUGUACAGAGUGUGGAAAAUGUUUUACACAAAUAAAUAGUCUGAAAACUCAUGAAAUGAUUCACACAGGCGAAAAGCCUUUCACAUGUACAGAGUGUGGAAAAAGUUUUACACAAAUAAGGAAUCUAAAAAGUCAUGAAAGGAUUCACACAGGAGAAAAACCUUUCACAUGUGCAGAGUGUGGAAAAGGAUUUACACUAAAGAAUGAUCUAAAAACUCAUGAAAUGAGUCACACAGGAGAAAACCCUUUCCCAUGUACAGAGUGUGGAAAAUGUUUUACACUAAAGAGUAGUCUGAAAGCUCAUGAAAGGAUUCACACAGGAGAAAAACCUUUCACAUGUACAGAGUGUGGGAAAUCUUUUACAGUAAAGAGUGAUUUGAAAAAGCAUGAAAGGAGUCACACAGGAGAAAAACCUUUCACAUGCACAGAGUGUGGGAAAUGUUUUACACAAAAAAGUAGUCUGAAAACUCAUGAAAGGAUUCACACAGGAGAAAAACCUUUUACAUGCACAGAGUGUGGGAUAUGUUUUACACUAAAGAGUCAACUGAAAACUCAUGAAAGGAUUCACACAGGAGAAAAACCUUUCACAUGUACAGAGUGUGGAAAAGGAUUUACACUAAAGAGUGAUCUAAAAACUCAUGAAAGGAUUCACACAGGAGAAAAACUUUUCACAUGUACAGAGUGUGGAAAAGGAUUUACACUAAAGAGUGAUCUAAAAACUCAUGAAAGGAUUCACACAGGAGAAAAACCUUUCAUAUGUACAGAGUGUGGGAAAUCUUUUACAGUAAAGAGUGAUCUGAAAAGGCAUGAAAUGAGUCACACAGGAGAAAAACCUUUCACAUGCACAAAGUGUGGGAAAUGUUUUACACUAAAGAGUAGUCUGAAAACUCAUGAAAGGAUUCACACAGGAGAAAAACCUUUCACAUGCACAGAGUGUGGGAAAUGUUUUACACUAAAGAGUCAACUGAAAACUCAUGAAAGGAUUCACACAGGAGAAAAACCUUUCACAUGUACAAUGUGUGGAAAAGGAUUUACACUAAAGAGUGAUCUAAAAACUCAUAAAAGGAUUCACACAGGGAAAAAGCCUUUCACGUGUACAGAUUGUGGAAAAUGUUUUACAGAUAAGAGUAAUCUGAGAAAACAUGAAAGGAUGCACACAGGGGAAAAACCUUUCACAUGUACAAAGUGUGGAAAAUGUUUUACACAAAUAAAUAGUCUGAAAACUCAUGAAAGGAUUCACACAGGAGAAAAGCCUUUCACGUGUACAGAGUGUGGGAAAAGUUUUACACAAAUAAGGAAUCUAAAAAGUCAUGAAAGGAUUCACACAGGAGAAAAACCUUUCACAUGUACAGAGUGUGGAAAAGGAUUUACACUAAAGAGUGAUCUAAAAACUCAUGAAAGGAUUCACAUGCACAGAGUGUGGGAAAUGUUUUACACUAAAGAGUAGUCUGAAAGCUCAUGAAAGGAUUCACACAGGAGAAAAGCCAUUCACAUGUUUAGAAGGUUAAAAAAAGGUAUCCCAUGUCAGUCAGGUAUCACAAAAACACCAAAUAUUUACACAUAAAAUAAACUUUAUAUGCACUGUGUUGAAACAUUUUAAAAAAAAUCUCCUAAAGAGGACAAACUCCCUAAAUAGAAGAGUCAAAAAAGGA
This is a messenger RNA of Bombina bombina (fire-bellied toad), 2430 nucleotides long. Its product is annotated as oocyte zinc finger protein XlCOF6-like. Lineage: Eukaryota; Metazoa; Chordata; Amphibia; Anura; Bombinatoridae. Gene Ontology annotation, biological process: regulation of transcription by RNA polymerase II. The record is from RefSeq and is a predicted model, not a curated record. Gene Ontology annotation, molecular function: RNA polymerase II cis-regulatory region sequence-specific DNA binding; DNA-binding transcription factor activity. The transcript has 2 exons. Bases 84 to 2225 code for a protein of 713 amino acids.